Molecule: messenger RNA, 490 nt
Organism: Cryphonectria parasitica EP155
Lineage: Eukaryota; Fungi; Ascomycota; Sordariomycetes; Diaporthales; Cryphonectriaceae
Exons: 1
Coding region: 65-469 (134 amino acids)
Source: RefSeq, a predicted model, not a curated record
CCGUCUCGACACCCGUGGCGUUUUCUGCUGCGUCGCAGAAGGAUGAGGAGAUCGGGCAAUCGGCAUGGUCGACAAGAGGUAUGUGCGUGCCCACAGACGCUGGUUGUCUGCCAGGACCAAACCAUCAUCACCUCCUCCACCUCCUACAUUCCUACCAAUCAACGACUACAUUUGGAUCGACCAUCCCGUCACCGAAGUCUGUUCCUUGACGACCAGAGAACAUGACAGCCAUCGUGGCGGCCCAAGAGUUCGAUCUCGAGAUCAUCUGCAGAAGGACUGGAUUAGUGGCGCACUCUCUAUGCAGGCUCUCCAAGUUGACUCAACCCAACCCAACCAAUCCAGUCCACCAAACCCACCAGCCAACAAGCCCCGACAAGGCCGAGAGAAGUCCUUGUUCGCCACACAAGCUCCACCGUCUGUCUACCCAUCUAUUCCCCCCCCAUCUAUCGAGAGGGCGUGGUCGUAUUAAAUCAAGAAAACGAGGGGGGAG